Blumeria graminis f. sp. triticale is the source of this 819-nucleotide messenger RNA. NCBI's taxonomy places the organism in Eukaryota, Fungi, Ascomycota, Leotiomycetes, Helotiales, Erysiphaceae. The record is from the annotation of a GenBank genome assembly.
AUGAAAGUAUGUUUUGUAGUAAUUCGACAACUUCUCGAGCCGAAUAUUCUUAAUAAAGUCGUCUAUCAUCUAGUAUUACUCAGCGGUUGGCCGCCACUUGCCAUUGAAUCAAACUAUGUUUCAGAAGGUGUCAACAUCGGCCACGAUUACAAGAGAGUAGAAAACCUCAUGCGUAUGAAUUAUUUGGUGACGGAAGAACGAAGAUCCCCUGCUAUUAAUUUGUGUGUCAAGGAAGGUAUUUCACCGCAUCCACGGAAUGGCUUGGGAUUAAAAUUUAAAAAUUCGAAUAAAAAAAUCGAGUCUUUCAAUAAAAGAGGUGGAAUGGCCUUAGCUUCUGGGGUCAUUAAGCGAAAUCUUUGCACCAGGGACGAUAUCCUGAACUACAUCAGGUUAUCACUUGCAACUGCUGUGCGCAGAGACCAACUACAUGAAUCAUCUUCAACCAUGAACCUCAAAAUUUUAAUGGAUAUCCCUGUAGCCCUGAUUGACCUCAGUUCUUCUAAUGUUGGUUAUGAAUUUCAGGGGUUUAUUCUUAUUUUUAAUAAGGACAGGCAAAUGCAAGCAUUUAAAAUAAAUAAACUGAAUUUAGACUCAGAAGAACGUACCUGUCAGCCUAUGGCAACCAAGGUAGAUGAGGCCAGAAUUAUUUCGUUGGCCUUUCAGUCCUGGAGGGAUCUCAAUAUACAGGGAUUAAAAACAAAGUGCAUGGUUACAUUUGACGUACCCUUCACCACUACUACCAGCGAAUUCGAAUUUACUUCGCAGAAGGCGACCACUAACUUUAUAGCUGCUGAAGCUAUUAAGGAGGAAAUUCCUUAA